Westerdykella ornata is the source of this 1195-nucleotide messenger RNA. RefSeq names its product proteasome subunit alpha type-3. The coding region runs from base 243 to 1112 and encodes 289 amino acids. The transcript has 5 exons. Gene Ontology annotation, cellular component: proteasome core complex; proteasome core complex, alpha-subunit complex; nucleus. Gene Ontology annotation, biological process: ubiquitin-dependent protein catabolic process. Lineage: Eukaryota; Fungi; Ascomycota; Dothideomycetes; Pleosporales; Sporormiaceae. The record is from RefSeq and is a predicted model, not a curated record.
GUUGCCCAGGUGGAGGUUGAGGCCAAGCUUUAUACACGUGACUCUUACCGGGUAAGAUCUUGGCAGCCGCGCAUCGCGCUUGCCUGGUGAAGCUCCAAGCUCAAGCCAACGUUCGUUCUCUCUAUAUCUCCACAGCGUCACGAUUUCCGUCUCCAUAUCUGCUUCUGUGUGGCAGGCACACGCUUAUAGCUCUCCGUCCUCCACUUCAGUUUUCCCUCGGUCACUGCUUCCCCGCAAUCACAAUGACUUCAAUAGGAACGGGUUAUGACCUGUCUAACUCCGUCUUCUCUCCCGAUGGCCGCAACUUUCAAGUCGAAUACGCGACGAAGGCGGUCGAGAACGGAGGCACAGCCAUUGGCAUACGGUGCAAGGACGGUGUUGUUCUGGCGUUAGAGAAACUCAUCACAAGCAAGCUUUUGAAACCCGGAGCGAACAAACGGAUAUCAACUGUAGACCGGAAUAUUGGUGUUGUCUCCUCUGGCUUGCUUCCGGAUGGGCGCCAUUUCGUCUCCCGCGCGCGUGACGAAGCAGCUUCGUGGCGCUCAACCUACAAGGCUCCGAUUCCCACAACUGCACUUGCCAACCGCAUGGGGAGCUACGUUCAAGCCUACACAUUGUACUCAAGCGUACGACCGUUUGGUGUGACGGCAAUCAUCGGUGGUUGGGAUUCCGAGGCGGAACUGCCUGUUGACGGGGAGGUUGGUUCCGGCCCGUCUGUGGGUGCAGGCGGCAAGAAGGAGGACGGGAAGCGCGGCGGUCCCUUCCUAUACAUGAUUGAGCCUAGUGGAUCCUACUGGGGGUACUACGGUGCAGCUACCGGAAAAGGACGACAGGCUGCCAAGUCCGAACUGGAGAAGCUUAACCUCUCAGCCGGAGAACUUUCGUUGUAUGAUGGUGUGAAGGAAGCGGCGCGGAUCAUCCACGUGGCACACGACGACAACAAGGACAAGGAGUUUGAGCUCGAGAUGACAUGGGUCAGUUCGCUGGAUGGACCCACCAAGGGAAGACACGAAGAAGUUCCCAAGGAGUUGCUCGAGGAAGCAGAACGGCUUGCAAAGAAAGCGCUGGAGGGCGAUGAUGAGGACGAAGAGGAGGAGAAGAUGGAAGAAUAGGAGGAAAAGAGGAAAGAAUAGACAGCAUGUCAAGACGCAUGGUGUCGAGACGUAUAAUGUGGAAUGCCGUUAGCCUUGCAUAA